Messenger RNA from Paramacrobiotus metropolitanus, 969 nucleotides. RefSeq lists its product as uncharacterized. Bases 1 to 969 code for a protein of 322 amino acids. Lineage: Eukaryota; Metazoa; Tardigrada; Eutardigrada; Parachela; Macrobiotidae. The record is from RefSeq and is a predicted model, not a curated record. Gene Ontology annotation, cellular component: plasma membrane. Gene Ontology annotation, biological process: G protein-coupled receptor signaling pathway. The transcript has 2 exons. Gene Ontology annotation, molecular function: G protein-coupled receptor activity.
AUGUUGAGAAGUUUUAAUACAACACUGUACAACAUCAGCAUUAACUCGACCAUCGCGCCACCCGCCAUCGAAAUCAGCGGCACCGCUGCCGUCCACCUAACAGCGUGGUUCAUGGUGACCACCUUUAUCGAAUGUUUAACAUCCGUGCUAAUCAUUCUGCUGAUCAGCGCUAUUCUGUACCGCCGCGGUCGCCCCUCACAUUCCAGCCUACAGAUUCUUCAUAUGCUCGUCCUGGAACUGAUAAUCGUCUCCAUCAUCCAUCCCACUCUGUCUGUCACCGUGUAUUUCCCCUCGUUAGCCCUAUCUCUAGUAAACUGCCGAAAUUUCUACGUUUUUUACAUUAUUGUCGCCGGCGCGGAACAGUGGGCUUCGUUUCUCCUAUCCGUUAACCGUUGCAUCGCCAUCGUAUUUCCGCUGCAUUUCGCUAAGCUCAACAACCGAUACGCCACCAUCGGAGCUAUUUUAACCGGAUGGAUAAUUAUGACAGCGUGGACAUUACCGGUGGCGAUUGAUGCCGGCUGGAGGAUCUCUCUAAGCGCGCCGUGGAAUAUCUGCACCCUGGUCCCGAUGACGCCGGUUAAUGGGCGCAUAUUCCAAGCCAAUAGUUCCUUCGGAAUUUAUUUCCCAAUAUCCGGGACAAUUGUUUGUUAUCUGGUGGUGCUGCUGUCGCAGUUAAAGGAAAGAUUCAAUAAGUGCCGGGUAAAUGUAGCGGCCGAUGGAGCGUACGAUCAGACGUUUGAACUGAAGCGCAAUCGCCGGAUGACCGCGGCUAAGAUGUUGUUUGGGUCGUCGCUGUGGUAUUUGGCAUGUUACUUACCGCAUAUCGUCAUUACCGUCUUCUACCGGCAAGUGUACGCCGACAAUCCGCCUCUGCAGUUGUGGAUGCGGGUGGUGUAUAAUUCCGGGUAUAUCGGGACGCCGUCGGAAAGGAAUACCGGACUCGACUGCAGAAAGUCUGUUGUCACCUAA